GUUGGCAUUUCAGAUUGAAAUACUGACUCACUGCUGUCAAUAUGGUACGUCUGUUCACCGUGGUGGCCGUGCUGGCGGUGCUGUCCAGCGGGUUUUGUGAGAAGACCUUUUUGCAGCGAGCUGGUGUGGCCUUCAGCAACAGAGAGUACAGAUCUAUGCUCACUGUGCCUAAUGGAGAGCAGUUUGGGAGCUGGACCUGGCCAGAGAUGUGUCCAGAGAAUUUCUUUGCUGUUGGAUUCAGUGUCAGGGUGGAGUCUAACCAGUACGGUUCGGAUGACACAGCCCUGAAUGGGAUCCGCCUCAUCUGCGCCAGAGAUGAGGACCGCAGCUUUCUGUACACGGUUGAGUCCCACACUGGAUACUUCGGUGACUGGUCCCAACCUCAGUACUGCCCCAGCGGUGUGCUCACCUCUUUCCAGCUUCGUGUGGAGCCCCAUCAGGGUCUGUUUGGCGACGACACGACCGUCAACAACAUCAAAUUCCGCUGCAGCAGUAACCCGAUGCUGGAGGCACCUGGCAUGAACUGGGGAGAGUACGGCCACUGGAGCGCAGAGUGUACUGAUGGAGGAAUCUGUGGCAUCGAGAGCAAGAUGGAAGAAUACCAGUACGCCCUGGACGACUCCACUCUCAAUGAUGUGCGCUUCCAUUGCUGUGCCAAAUCUCAGCAGUGAUCAACAAAUGAGAAGCUCAAUCCAGUUUGUCUCCAACACCUUGAACUCAGAGAUUUCAAAUAAUAAAAAGCCCAUUUGAAGUGCUGCUUUCCAAUCAA
Molecule: messenger RNA, 769 nt
Organism: Acanthochromis polyacanthus (spiny chromis)
Lineage: Eukaryota; Metazoa; Chordata; Actinopteri; Pomacentridae
Product: vitelline membrane outer layer protein 1 homolog
Exons: 4
Coding region: 42-671 (209 amino acids)
Source: RefSeq, a predicted model, not a curated record